GGCCGGCCCGCUCCACGCUCCCCGAGCUCCCCGCGCUCCCCGCACCCCCGGCUCCGGCCCCGGCCUGGCCCCGCCAGCAUGAUGAGCUACGGCAGCGCGGACGGGCUGCUGCAGGGCCCCGCGUACCCGCUGUCCUUCCACUUUGCCUUGGCCUCUGGCCGCAAGAGCGCCGCGCUGGUGCGCUCGGCCGCCGGCGGCUCGGGGUCCAGCGGCUUCCACUCGUGGGCGCGGAGCUCGGCCUCGGGCUUCCGCUCCCGCGGCGCGUUGGCCGCCUCGAGCACCGAGAGCCUGGACUCGCUCAACGGGCCGGGGCUGGGCGGCGAGGGCCGCGGGGCGCGCAACGAGAAGGAACUACUGCAGGCGCUCAACGACCGCUUCGCCGGCUACAUCGACAAGGUGCGACAGCUGGAGCUGCAGAAUCGGCAGCUGGAGGGAGAGGCGGCCGCGCUGCGGCAGCAGCAGGCCGGCCGCUCGGCCAUGGGCGCGCUCUACGAGCGCGAGAUCCGCGAGAUGCGCGCGGCCGCGCUGCGCCUGGGCGCAGAGCAGGGCCAGCUGCGCCUGGAGCACGAGCGCCUGCUGGAGGACAUCGCGCACGCGCAGCAGCGCCUCGACGACGAGGCGCGCCAGCGCGAGGAGCUGCAGGCGGCGGCGCGCGCGCUGCACCGCUACGCCGACGAGGCGGGCCUGGCGCGCGCCGAGCUGCAGAAGAAGGUGCAGGCGCUGCAGGACGAGGGCGCCUUCCUGCGCCGCCGCCACGACGACGAGGUGGCCGAGCUGCUCAGCCAGAUCCAGGCCGCGGGGCCCCCCGACGGCCGCGACCUCGUCAAGUCCGACGUGACGUCGGCGCUGCGCGAGAUCCGCGCGCAGCUCGAGGGCCACACUGUGCAGAACACGCUGCAGUCGGAGGAGUGGUUCCGAGUGAGGUUGGACCGCUUGUCAGAAGCUGCCAAGGUGAACACAGAUGCCAUGCGCUCGGCCCAGGAAGAGAUCACCGAAUACAGACGUCAGCUGCAGUCCAAGACCACUGAGCUGGAGGCCCUCAAGGGGACAAAGGACUCUUUGGAGAGGCAGCGUUCAGAUCUGGAAGACCGCCAUCACGCCGAUGUCAUCUCCUAUCAGGAGGCCAUUCAGCAGCUGGACAGCGAGCUGAGGAGCACCAAGUGGGAGAUGGCAGCCCAGCUCCGGGAGUACCAGGACUUGCUGAAUGUCAAGAUGGCCCUAGACAUCGAGAUUGCAGCCUACAGAAAACUUCUGGAAGGAGAAGAGUGUAGAAUUGGUUUUGGCCCAGUUCCUUUCUCUUUUCCUGAGGGACUCCCCAAAACUCCGGCUACUUCCACACAUAUAAAAGUCAAAAGUGAAGAGAAGAUCAAAGUGGUAGAGAAGUCGGAGAAGGAAACAGUCAUUGUGGAAGAACAAACUGAGGAGAUCCAAGUGACAGAAGAGGUAACUGAAGAAGAGGAGAAGGAAGAGAAAGAAGAAGCAGAAGAAGAAACUGAAGAGAAGGAAGAAGAAGGAGAAGAAGAAGAAGAAGGAGAAGAAGCAAAGUCCCCAGAGAAGGAAGCCAAGUCUCCUCCUACAGAGGAAGUCACAUCACCAGAGAAGGCCAAGAGCCCAGUGAAGGAAGAGGUCAAGUCUCCAGAGAAGGCCAAGACCCCAAUGAAAGAAGAGGUCAAGUCACCCCCUGAGGUCAAGUCUCCAGAGAAGGCCAAGACCCCAGUGAAAGAAGAAAUCAAGUCACCCCCUGAGGUCAAGUCUCCAGAGAAGGCCAAGACCCCAGUGAAGGAAGAAGUCAAGUCACCCCCUGAGGUCAAGUCUCCAGAGAAGGCCAAGACCCCAGUGAAGGAAGAAGUCAAGUCACCCCCUGAGGUCAAGUCUCCAGAGAAGGCCAAGACCCCAGUGAAGGAAGAAGUCAAGUCACCCCCUGAGGUCAAGUCUCCAGAGAAGGCCAAGACCCCAGUUAAGGAAGAAGUCAAGUCACCCCCUGAGGUCAAGUCUCCAGAGAAGGCCAAGACCCCAGUGAAAGAAGAAGUCAAGUCACCCCCUGAGGUAAAGUCUCCAGAGAAAGCCAAGACCCCAGUGAAGGAAGAGGUCAAGUCUCCAGAAAAGGCCAAGACCCCAGUGAAGGAAGAAGUCAAGUCUCCAGAAAAAGCCAAGACCCCAGUGAAGGAAGAGGUCAAGUCUCCCCCUGAGGUCAAAUCUCCAGAAAAGGCCAAGACCCCAGUGAAGGAGGAAGUGAGGUCCCCAGCUGACAUCAAAUCCCCAAUAAAGGCCAAAUCUCCAGAAAAGGAAGAUGUAAAAUCCCCUGAGAAAGAGGAAGUCAAAGAGAGUGCCCCAAAGAAAGAAGUGAUAAAGUCCCCUGAUGCACCCGUCAAAGAAGAAGGAAAACCCCAGGACAUUAAAGUGAAAGAAGCACCCAAGAAGACAGAGGAGGAGAAGGCCCCAACCAAAGCAGAAGAAAAAAAGGACAGCAAGAAAGAGACCCCUAAAAAGGAGGCUGAGGAGAAACCCAAGGAGCCUCAGGUGGGAAGCAAGACAGAAGGGUCGGAGAGCCAGAAGGCAGCCCCAGCGGCCCCUGCAAAGGGGGAAGCCAAGGAGAAGGAGCCGGCAAAGCCCCAAGAGAAGAAGGUGGAGGAGAAGAAGGGACCAGAGCCACCCAAGGCAGAGAGUGAAUCCAAAGUCCCCAGCCAGCCAGCUGCCAAGGGACCUGAGAAACCAAAGCCGGAGGAAAAGAAAGCAGAGGAGAAGGCGACCGAGCCCCAGAAGUCUGAGGAGAAAGCCCACACUGAGCCCAAAGCCAAAGAGGAGAGCAAGGCCCCUCCCAAAGAACCCACCAAGGCAGAGGCCCCCAAACCCAGCAAGCCCAAGACCGAGAAGGCAGAGAAAUCCUCCGGCACUGACCAGAAGGAGAGCAAAUCCUCAGAGCAGGCGGCUGACGACAAAGCCAAGAAGGGCGAUAAGUAACCACGGGACCGGUAUGGAAAUACCCACCAGGAGCAGCCAAAGAAACUUGGACAGGUCAAUCAACUGUAACUUAUUUUAUUUCUUCCUCCCCAAAGAGACUGUGCUCAGACUUCAGGGUCCCUCCUUUUCCAAGCUGGAAUUCCUGGUAGCAAUACAUAUGAAAAGAGGGAGAGAGGAAAACCAGACCCCCCCUUCCCCUGAACACCCCACCCCUCACCCCCAGCCCCCCAAUCCUCAGUCCUCACCAACGAUGGUCAACUAUGUUAUGAUAGCUUAACUAGAAGAAUGUGAUAUAUGCCGAAUGCCACAUGUAAACACUUGACUAUUUAAAACUGCUCCUCCCCUCCAAAUAAGUGCAUUUAUUUCCUGUAUGUUCAAUCAGUCGAUGGACAAAUGCAAUAAUGAAUGUACACCCCGUUAGAAGAUGCAUUAUGCUUGAGAUGUCUUAAAAUGGUACGGAUGCCUUUUUGGUUUAUUUUCCAAAGGAAAUCUGGCGCCCUGCCCUCCCCUAGGGCAGAGGCAGCUCGCCGGAGGGUGGGCCCAGAGGAUGCAGGGUCAACCACACAGUGUCAAUCACGCCACAAACUCAGAGGAGCACUGUUCAACUUGAGGCCACUUCCAAUUGCUUGUGUGCAAUAAAACAAGAGUGCUUAUAAAAACCAA
This is a messenger RNA of Dromiciops gliroides (monito del monte), 3624 nucleotides long. It is a transcript of the gene NEFH, whose product is annotated as neurofilament heavy chain. The transcript is spliced from 4 exons. Gene Ontology annotation, biological process: axon development. Gene Ontology annotation, cellular component: axon; neurofilament. Lineage: Eukaryota; Metazoa; Chordata; Mammalia; Microbiotheria; Microbiotheriidae. The record is from RefSeq and is a predicted model, not a curated record. Bases 79 to 2961 code for a protein of 960 amino acids. Gene Ontology annotation, molecular function: structural constituent of postsynaptic intermediate filament cytoskeleton.